UGAAACGUAUUAAACGUAAUUAAAACAAAAUUGACAGAUUGUUGACUAAACUUGUUACUGGUGAAAUCCCAGAACCCGAUUAAAAAUAAAAAAAAUAUGUGUUUUAUUCCCCGCACUUUACUUCUAUAGUUGUCAACAAUCUACAAAACACUUCUGCCUCAAAUCCCCUUUUAAAAUCGAAAUAAACAAUAAAAAUUACUGUGUCGUAAUGUUUUGAAUGCCCUUUUUUGACCCUUACCGACGAUAGUAUUUUUGCAAUGUUAUUAAUCACAGACUAUAUUGUCUCAAGAAUUCGGUUAAACUCAUGGUGUUUCAGACGAUUCUCGACACAACCAAAUGUUGGAGAGACGGAUGUUACAUUUUCUAAUGGGACCACUCUAAAGCUAUCAACAGGCCAGUAUGCCAGGUUUGCAGAUGGGGCCUGUGUGGCCACCCUGGGCAACACAUCUAUCCUCUCCACAGUGGUCUCUAAGAGUAAACCCAGCAUAUCCUCGUUCCUGCCCCUUGUAGUAGACUACAGACAGAAGGCGGCGGCCGCAGGACGGAUACCUACAAACUUUCUGAGAAGGGAGUUAGGUCCAACAGAACGUGAAAUCCUGACCUCCCGUCUCAUAGACCGCUCACUCCGGCCUCUCUUUCCCGCCAACUACUGCUAUGACACGCACAUUGCUUGCAACAUGCUGGCUGUGGACGCCACCAACCCUCCGGAGACGAUAGCUAUUAAUGCUGCCAGCGCUGCGCUUGCGCUGUCUGAUGUGCCCUGGUCUGGACCUGUUGGUGCUGUGAGAAUAGGCCAAAUCGAUAAUGAAGUGAUUAUCAAUCCGACUCGGAAGGAUCUGGAGAAGUCUAUCCUGAACCUGGUCGUCACGGCAACGAACCGCCACCUCGUCGUGAUGCUGGAGGGCCACGCGCAGGACAUCCUGCAGCAGGACCUGCUCCGAGCCAUCAAAAUAGGAACAAGAGAAGCACAGCUGAUAGUGCGAGGUAUAGAGCGACUCCAGAGCGACUGGGGGAAGAUGAAGCGGAAGUACGAGGAGAAAGAGCCUCUGCCGCAGAUGGUGGUGGACUCCAUCAGCAGCAUGACCACCAUGAAGAUCAGGGAGAUCCUCAGUGACUACAAUCACGACAAGACAUCUCGAGACAACGAGAUCUCGAACCUGCGCCAGAUGGUCCUCAACCAGUACCGGGACUCGGAGUUCGAGCUCGGUCGCAUCCAGGACUGCUUCAACGAGAACCUUCGCCAGAUAUUCCGGGACAUGAUCCUGGAUACAGAAGUGAGGUGUGACGGAAGGAAACUUGAUGAUAUAAGGGAUAUUAAUUGUAAGGUAUCGCUCUAUACUCCCCUGCACGGCAGCGCGCUGUUCCAGAGAGGGCAGACACAAGUGCUCUGUACCGUCGCCUUCGACUCACCGGAGAGCGCGCUCAAGAUGGACACGCUGUCCAUGUUGACUAGUGGCAUAAAGGAGAAGAAGUUCUUCCUGCACUACGAGUUCCCCCCGUACGCGACGGGCGAGGUGGGCCGCGCGGGCGGGCCGGGGCGGCGCGAGGCGGGCCACGGCGCGCUGGCCGAGCGCGGCCUGCUGCCCGUCGUGCCCGACAGCCCCUACACUGUCAGGCUCACCGCCGAAGUGCUCGAGUCCAACGGCUCCAGUUCGAUGGCGUCCAUCUGCGGCGGGUCCCUGGCGCUGCUGGACGCGGGCGUGUCGCUGUCGGCGGCGGCGGCGGGCGUGGCCGUGGGGCUGGUGUCGCGGCCCGACGCGCACGGGAACAUCGCCGACUACAGGAUACUCACUGAUUUGUUAGGUAUAGAAGACUACAUGGGUGACAUGGACUUUAAAGUCGCUGGUACCAAGAAAGGUAUAACGGCGUUACAAGCCGACAUCAAGGUGUCAGGACUGCCGCUCAAGAUCGUCAUGGAGUCCAUUCAGAAGGCCACUGACGCGAAAUCCAAGAUAAUCGAUAUUAUGAACCGGUGUAUCGAUAAACCGAGAACUGCUCACCAUGAGAACAGGCCUCUCAUCGAGGAGAUGGAGGUGGAAGCCCACAAGCGGACCAAGCUCCUCGGCCCGGGGGGCAGCAACCUCAAGAGACUGUACGUCGAGAAUGGGGUCCAGGUGACCCCAAUAGACGAUCUCAAGUACAGCGUGUUCGCGCCUUCCCAAGCGGCCAUGGAUGAAGCUAAGAUCCGCAUCGCGGAGUGGCUCACAGCCGAAAGGACCCCUGAGCUCGAGUUCGGUGCGAUAUACAAGGCCAGGGUCGUGGAGAUCAAGGACAGCGGCGUCCUCGUCACCUUGUACCCAGGAAUGGCGCCCGCGUUGGUGCAUAACACACAGCUCGACCAUAGAAAGAUCUUCCUGUCGCAGAUCAUGCACCCGUCCGCGCUGGGCCUGACGGUGGGCUCUGAGAUCCAGGUGAAGUACUUCGGGCGCGACCCCGUGUCGGGGCAGGCGCGACUGUCCCGGAAGGUGCUCACGUCACCGCCCCCGGGCAUCGUCAGGAAACUCGAGAAGACCUAAAACUGUGAUACUUAGGUUAGAACUACUUAGAAACAACUGUUUGAAAAACGUUGCAGGAAUCCUUCAGUCAACUGCUAUAUUUAGUACGCCACUUUUAAAUGUCGGCCCCAGGUGCCAUAGUGUCUUUGUCAACGACAGAUAGACAUGUUUAUAACGUAACUUGUUUAAGUGUCGCUUGCUAAUACAGCUGUUAUGUAUUCGAACGACACUUUGAUAAUUAUAAUCGUUGUCUUUCCACUUGGUAGUGACGAAGACAGUAUGUCACCGGAGUGACUUUUAUUGGUGUCGUUAUUAAAUAUGGGUGUUAAAAAGAUUGUUUUAAAUCUUUUUGGGUAUUUUUGAAAUUCUUUUGUUUUCAUUUGAAAAUGCUUUAGCUGCAGGAUGGUUUUCCGAUAGGUAAUUGUCGUUUGGAGUCCAAUGCGAAACUUUAUUUUAUUUGCAGUAUAAAACAAAAUAACCUUAUAAUUAUAUUUAAAGUUGCUGCUAAUUGUUUUAAAUAUUGUAUGGUGAGACGCCAAAUGAUAAAAGUAUUGCCUACAAGUAACUUGUUUGAAAAACUGUCCUUGCGCUAUGGCCACCGUUAAAACUUAUAUUGACUAUGACAUCCCACAAUAAAAAUGCAACUUCAUAAACAUGACUGAAAUAUCACAAGAUCAUAAAAUGGUCACAAGAAGCUUUACGUAAAUAACAAAUUUGUCGUAAUUGGCAAGAGGAAAUGAAUACUAAAGCUUAUCAGAUAAGGAACAAUUUUGCUUGUUUGCUAUUAGAUUUAUAAGUCCCUUAAAUUCUGCAAGUUGUUCAGUUGAAAUGUGCGACAGUGAAUGUAUUGGGUUUGAGGCAGUGUCUCGUUGUAAACUAUUUUGUAAAUGAAUAACUUAUGAAGAAAAAUCGCUUUUGUCCAGUAAAUAAAUUUACAGUAUUACAGCUAGCUUUGCAGUGCUAGAUAAAACUGUAUAUGUAUGAUUAAUUUUGUUAAUUUAGUAUAAUAAUGUUGACUGCCAAAGUGUAAAUAAGUAGCAAUAAAUUCCAAUGAUAAAUGCAA
Messenger RNA from Trichoplusia ni (cabbage looper), 3558 nucleotides. RefSeq names its product polyribonucleotide nucleotidyltransferase 1, mitochondrial (gene PNPase). Gene Ontology annotation, molecular function: 3'-5'-RNA exonuclease activity; RNA binding; polyribonucleotide nucleotidyltransferase activity. Gene Ontology annotation, cellular component: cytosol; mitochondrion. NCBI's taxonomy places the organism in Eukaryota, Metazoa, Arthropoda, Insecta, Lepidoptera, Noctuidae. Bases 258 to 2516 code for a protein of 752 amino acids. The transcript has 13 exons. Gene Ontology annotation, biological process: mitochondrial mRNA catabolic process; mitochondrial RNA 3'-end processing. The record is from RefSeq and is a predicted model, not a curated record.